AAACGCGCAGAAAAUUAAAGAAAACUUCUUCAAAAAGGACAGAGGCCAAAAAAACAGAGAAGGAAAACGCGCUAUAAAAUGCGGCCACCGCCCUCCGCCUCCCACCUCUCUCGCGUUCGAGGCGAAGCCGACGGCGAGCUCAGCAGCGCCGGCUGGCCCCUUCCUCGAGGUACAGGCAGAAUAGGUGUAAAUUAGAGUAAAACAUAGUGAUGUGGCGUCACUGGGUUUGCUGCAAUUGCCAAGUUGAUGAGUCUGAUAAGCGUGAAAAUAGGCAUAUCAAGGCCACAACCAACAAUGUCGAUGGUAUGACAAAGGGGCUGAAAGAUUCUGCUACUGGAAAAGUCGACCCACAAAAUGCUGCUCCCCCUAUCAAUAUUCCUGUUCUAUCCUUGGAUGAACUGAUAGAAAAAACUGAUGACUUUGGGUCAAAGGCUUUGAUAGGUGAAGGUUCUUAUGGGAGAGUGUACUAUGCCGUCCUUGAUAAUGGAAUGAAAAUGGCAGUGAAAAAACUUGAUUCUACUGAAAAUGAAGCCACCAAUGAAUUCUUGACCCAGGUUUCGUUGGUUUCGAGGCUGAAGCAUGAAAACUUUGUAGAUAUGUUGGGUUACUGUACAGAGCGUAAUCUUCGCAUUGUAGCCUUUGAAUUUGCCACCAUGGGUUCUCUGCAUGAUGUUUUACAUGGAAGAAAAGGAGUUCAAGGUGCUCAACCUGGCCCAGCACUUGAUUGGAUGCAACGAGUGAAAAUUGCUGUUGAUGCUGCCAAAGGACUUGAAUAUCUGCAUGAGAAAGUUCAGCCUUCGAUUGUCCAUAGGGAUAUUAGAUCAAGUAACAUCCUCUUAUUUGAGGACUUCAAGGCAAAGAUAGCAGACUUCAAUCUCUCAAAUCAGGCUCCAGAUAUGGCUGCCCGGUUGCAUUCUACUCGUGUGCUGGGAACCUUUGGAUAUCACGCACCAGAGUAUGCAAUGACUGGUCAACUAACCCAGAAAAGUGAUGUAUAUAGCUUUGGAGUAGUUCUCUUGGAGCUUUUGACAGGUAGAAAGCCAGUGGACCAUACAAUGCCUAGAGGACAGCAGAGUCUGGUAACCUGGGCUACACCAAGAUUAACUGAAGACAAAGUGAAGCAGUGUGUAGAUCCUCGGUUGAUGGGUGAAUAUCCAGCAAAAGGACUCGCAAAGCUCGCUGCUGUAGCAGCUUUGUGUGUGCAAUACGAAGCUGAGUUUCGCCCAAAUAUGAGCAUUGUGGUCAAGGCUUUAUCUGUGCUGCUCGUAAGUAAGCAGACUCAAACACCUGCACCACCAGUCCACUUGCCGUUGACAGUUGAUGCAUAGAAUUAACCAAAAAUGCCUGGAACAUCCUGAUUUGGACAGACAGUUCACUCUCUGCAAUAUCAGUUAGGCUGCAAAUAUGAUAGGAACAACAGCUUGGAUAAUGCACACAAAGGCUCAAUUCACCUCUCAGAUUUCAACAACUAACUGCAUGAAGGACGUCUUCAGUACUGCAAGGAGCAUCUGCAGUUCUGUAACAAUGUUCAUAUUUAUCUUUCAGGAGACCUGAAUUCUGAUGCAAGUCGGCAUUUUGGCUGGCUAUAGGAACUUCAUGCCUGUACUUGGGUCAAACAUAUAAACUGGAAUGUACAAGUCACAGGAAUUCGUUCAAAACAGCUUGGGUCUGUCAUUUGACGUGCUCUCGUUGACAGAUUUUACUCAGUGAGCUACAUGUAAUGUGGACUGCGAAACUGGCGCCUUAAAUUGAUUGCACAUAUCAUUGGCAA
Messenger RNA from Panicum virgatum (switchgrass), 1771 nucleotides. RefSeq names its product PTI1-like tyrosine-protein kinase 1. Lineage: Eukaryota; Viridiplantae; Streptophyta; Magnoliopsida; Poales; Poaceae. The transcript is spliced from 9 exons. Gene Ontology annotation, molecular function: protein tyrosine kinase activity; ATP binding. Gene Ontology annotation, biological process: protein phosphorylation. The coding region runs from base 210 to 1328 and encodes 372 amino acids. The record is from RefSeq and is a predicted model, not a curated record.